Molecule: messenger RNA, 2900 nt
Organism: Anopheles marshallii
Lineage: Eukaryota; Metazoa; Arthropoda; Insecta; Diptera; Culicidae
Product: A-kinase anchor protein 200-like
Exons: 5
Coding region: 1-2814 (937 amino acids)
Source: RefSeq, a predicted model, not a curated record
AUGGGAUUGGCACAAAGUAAGCGUUCCGUAAACAUAACCACAGACCCGGCCAAGGAAGGAGUGGUCGCUGAAGGAACUGGCAAGCUGGAAAAAAUUGGAGAGGUAGAUCAGCUGAAAGCACAAGCUAAUGGCGAUACUCAACACAACGAUGGCGAGAAUGAAACGAAAGUGGAAACCGAUGCGGCCGAAAAUGAAAAGGACUCCACAACAGAAAAGACCAACAAAGAGGGUGGCGACGGUGGCGGUGGCGACACCAGUGUGACCGCCGUAUCUCCAACCUCGGAAGGCGAAUCGGAUGCGAAUAAUAAAACGCUCGAAAAUGGCAGCAACGAUGAAUCACUAAACGAUAGCAAAGCGCCAGCAGCGGCAGAUGAGGCCAGCAAGAAGCCGAAGAAACCCAAGAAGAAGUGGUCCUUCCGCAAUCUGUCGUUCAGCAAAAAGGACAAACAGAAACCGGCCAAAAAGGAGAAGGACGAGGAACGAGUUAAUGGUGAAUGCGAGAAAGUCCCAGAAGAGCCCACUGAGGAUGCUGUUGCCGGUACCGCUGCUGUAGCUCAAGAAGCCGCAUCCACCACUGUUGAAGCCGGUACGAGUGAAACGAAAGCGGAAACCGUUGUUACCGCUGCCCCCGAAGUUUCUACUACCACCGCAACAGCUACCGAUGCUACUGCUGCUGCCCCAGCUGCUGAUGUAACUACCACCACCACCGCUCCCGCCGUUGACACCACCAAAGUAGAGGAACCGGCAAUUGAGGCUGUGGCCGUUGUGGCUCAAGAAACGGCCGUGGCUGCCGUUGUCCCUGCUACUGCGGAACCAAAGGUGGAGCCGAAGGAGGUAGCACCCGUGGUGGUAGAAGAACCAAGCGUCCCGUUGGCACAAGAAGAGAAACCGGAGCCGGAAACAACCACUACUGCUGUCCCGAUCGAGGAGAAGGUGGUUGAAUCAGCCGCCGUUGAGGUAAACACUUCUACUCCUCCUACUAGUACUACUACCACUACCAGUAGUUCUGCUGUUAAGGUAGAAAACAAAUCUGAAUCGUCAGUAGAGAGCGAAGUUGCUGCUACUUCUACUCCUUCCAAUACUACCAAUCUCGAAAAUAGUACUACUACUACUACUCCCAUCACCCUGACCGAGAACGUUGUUAGUGAAUCUGAAAAGAUUGUAGACGGUGGUGACAGUACGCCUCCACCUCCACUACCCUCCAUUCCUCCACCCUCCCAGGUGAUGGUGUUCGUUGAGGCUUCACUGUCACAGGUGACGAGUGACGUACCGUCGUCGGACGAGAAUCCGUCAACGGUAGUUUCGGUUCCGACUGACGAGGGCCAGUCGAACGAGACACAGAGCCCAUCCGUCUUCGUUGCCCCUGUUGAAGGUUCCGCCGAAGUAGUGGCACAGUCUGUUGAGAGUCACGGUAAGACCGUUGCGGGGGAUGUCAGUCCACUCGAAACGUCAUCUUCCACUGUCGAAGCUAAGGAGGUGGAGCCUGCAAUUGUUGCUUCUGCCGCAGAGCAAAUGCAGGCAGCGUUGCCAUCCGAAAUGGUUCCGGAAGCGCAACCGACGGCCGAAGUUGAGGAAUCCGUUGUUUCUGCAAAGGUCGCUGAGGUUUCAGCAGCUGUGGCGCCGGAGUCGGAACAACCUUUGGUAACUGAAGAGAUCAAGGAGACGGUUUCAAAGGCGGUGGGAGAAAUUCUUGAACAAGCAGUUGAUAAAAUUGAAAGUGGAGAGGUUCCAUUUAGUACGGCUGCUGCUGAACCCGCAGAGCAGGUGAUCGAAAAUGAACCAUCCGUUCCACUGGCGACAGAACUCGCGGCCGCCCCGUUGCCUGAGGCUGAGGCAGCCGAUGAAAUCAGUAACAACAUUGAUGAUCUGCCACCGCCACCGCCACCACCGGCCGUUGAUGAUGAGGAAACGGUGCCCGAUUCUCUGCCAUCGCCGCUGCCAACGAUUGCUGCCGCUGUCCCGAUGGAACUAGAUGCCGGCGAGCUAAAGCAACAGGAUACCAGUGUGCUGUCGGUCGAUAUCUCUUCCCCUCUGCCACAGAACAGUCUCGAAUCGCUUCCGUCACCGCCGACCUUGUCACAGAGUGAUGUCAGCUUGCCACCACCACCAGAGUCUCCCACGGCGGUCGCUAAUCCCGAGCAACAAGUGGUCAACCCGGAAUCGGAAGCAGAGUCUGCCGCUGUUCUACCGUCGCCUCCACCUGCACCAUCAUCCACGGGUGACGAUCCUAUCAGCUCUUCCAUCCCAUCCUCCCUUCCAGCAGCAGAAGUAGAAGUAGCUAAGCAGCAUUCGGUUGAUAGUCAAGGUACGGCAAUGGCGGUGGCGGCGACGGCAGCGGUCGAAGCGUCAGCGGAAAAACGCAAUGAAAACGUAGAGAAAUCCGUCCCGAUCGUGGAUACUAGUAGUAGCGAAGAGAAGAAGGAAGAAAUGGUGGCAAGUGCAGAGUCGGCUGAUGCGCAGCAGGACAUUUUGGCAGCAACCAAGGCGGCGACGGCAGAGACAGAAACAACCGCGGACGCUCUUGAUGCGCCCCCGGUAGCCGUACCGGCAGAAGUUGAGGAAACUGUCGCGCAAAAGCAGCAGAACGGAACAGUGGAGCACGGAACCACCAAUGGCACGACCGAAAAUGGCAAAACUGAAAACGGCACGACCGAAAACGGAACGGUUGAAAAUGGUCAGAACGGUGUCCACGAAACGUCUGCCACAGAAAGUCUGAAUGGAGAGGCUGAGCACAAAAAAGAGGAGAAAAUUCCAGAAAAGGCAGCUCAGCUUCAGCAACCUCCACCGGCAGCUCCGGAAGUAACAGCCGAGUAAAAGCUAAUUGGCGCUGAACAAAACGACACAGCAUCUAUUGAUUAUUAAUUAAUUAUAAUUCUUAUUAUUAAUAAUAAUAAUUAUAA